AUGUCGGACCACGAAGAAGAAACCGGCAUGGAUACUGGGUAUGACACCCCUGUCCCGGAGCUGGACGACCACCGCAACCGGCUGCCAACCACACAGCGAACUGAGCGGCCUCGCCGCGGCACCUUCGACUCUCUAUAUGGACAGCAUAUGGAGCAUGGAACUCGCCUUUCCUCUGAUCACCAGGCCGGCGUACGUGUUCGUGACUUUGAAGAGGCCGUGGAUGACGGUGAUGCCCCAGAGGACUUACAUGAGGCCAUCGGCUCUCGCCGUCUUACCUCUGGAACUGUGCGCACGGAAUCUCCGCCAAACUCUGUUAAGGCUUUUGCGGAGGCUCGUCGCCGGGAGCGUGACAUGUCCUUCUCUGAGCAGAAGCCCGAGAAAGACGAUAAUGUUGAACCACCUCACCUUCAGAGGGUGGCUUCGGUUGCAAGCCGCCGCAGCCUUCGCAGCCGCGCUCAUACCGUGGACAAUGAUGCGUCUAGUAUGGCGUCUACCAACUCUGCAGAGGAGGACGUCUGCUUUCCCGUUUCCGACGAGCAUCGGCGUGACCAGCUCCGCAUCGACUAUGCCUAUCUCGAAUCAUUCAUGCAAGAAGAAAGGGAAGAACGUGAGGAGGCUCGUCGGGACCUGGAAGCCCGCACUUUUCCCGACCUCCGGCCCCAGAUUUCUGCAACUGAUUCGAUGAAUCCUCCGCCGAUGGUCACCUCCGACGGCGACUUUGUUGGUGCCACAGCCGGAUCCACCAUCGAGUAUGAGAAGGAGCAAGCUGCCAUCAAGGCAGAACACCAGCUGCCUGCAAAGCCGGUCCAACAUGUCGACCCAAACCGGUUCAGCUUUUUCUCCUCAGCCUGGGAGUCUACCAUCCAUGCCGCGGACUUUUCAGACCUUGUGCUUCCCGGAGAGUCCGUCCGUGGCCUGUUCACCUUCCCAGAGGGUGAAAGUGACGGGGUCUGGUGGUUAAACGUCAACAGUCCGACCGAGGACGAGGCGCGAGCCAUUUGUCGUGCUUUUGGCAUCCACCCCCUCACCAGUGAGGAUAUCACCCAACAGGAAACGCGCGAGAAGAUUGAGAUCUUCCCUUCUUACUACUUCGCGAGCUUCCGGUCUUUCAACAUUGUCAAGGAUGAAGAUGGCGAGAUAGAGUAUGAGCCUUUCCAUACGUACGUCGUCGUCUUCCGUGAGGGCACUCUCAGCUUCAGCUUUGCACCCAACACGCACGCGUCGAAGGUGCGGACCCGUAUCGCCCUGCUGAAGGAUUACGUUGCGUUGAGCAGCGACUGGAUUUGUUACGCUUUGAUCGACGACAUUGUGGAUUCAUUUGCUCCCACCAUUCACGAAACUGAGAUGCAAACUGAGAGACUUGAAGAUGAGGUGUUCGUUGCGCGAACAGACGACAUGCACGACUUUCUUCGGAAGAUUGGCAACACCCGCAAGAACGUCAUGGGCUUGAUGCGGCUGCUCGGUGGCAAGGCUGAUGUUCUGCGUGGCUUUACGAAGCGCUGCAAUGAGAAUUACAACGUGACGCCACGCAUGGACAUCGGCAUGUACCUGGGUGACAUCCAAGACCACGUCGUCACGAUGAUGAACAACUUGAUGCACUGCGAGAAGAUGCUGUCCCGCACCCAUAGCAACUACCUUGCUCAGCUAUCCAUCGACAGCAUUUCGCAGGGCACAAACACCAACCGGGUUCUCAGCAAGAUCACCUUCAUUGCGUCCAUCAUUGUUCCCCUGAAUGUUGUUACUGGCCUGUUUGGUAUGAACGUCGCGGUCCCAUUCAACAAAGUUGAAAACCUUCACGCCUUUACUACUAUUGUUGUGUCUCUGGUUGGAUUCUGUAUCGUUUCCCUGGUUGUGGCGCGACGUAUGAGAUAUAUCUAA
Messenger RNA from Grosmannia clavigera kw1407, 1878 nucleotides. Its product is annotated as Mg2+ transporter protein. The coding region runs from base 1 to 1878 and encodes 625 amino acids. The record is from RefSeq and is a predicted model, not a curated record. Gene Ontology annotation, biological process: intracellular magnesium ion homeostasis; magnesium ion transmembrane transport. The transcript has 2 exons. Gene Ontology annotation, molecular function: magnesium ion transmembrane transporter activity. Gene Ontology annotation, cellular component: plasma membrane. Lineage: Eukaryota; Fungi; Ascomycota; Sordariomycetes; Ophiostomatales; Ophiostomataceae.